Molecule: messenger RNA, 2150 nt
Organism: Nerophis ophidion (straightnose pipefish)
Lineage: Eukaryota; Metazoa; Chordata; Actinopteri; Syngnathiformes; Syngnathidae
Gene: nadka
Product: NAD kinase a
Exons: 12
Coding region: 169-1443 (424 amino acids)
Biological process (GO): NAD+ metabolic process; NADP+ biosynthetic process
Molecular function (GO): NAD+ kinase activity
Source: RefSeq, a predicted model, not a curated record
GUCAGGCAUUUACCCGGAAGUGAUGGUUAUUGACGCUCGGUUAAAGAUGGUGAGCUGUUAAUACUCAUUGAAUAAGGGCGAGCGCAUUUAAGUCCACACGACUUUUUUGUCCCGCUCUCCGUUCUUGUCGCCCCUUGCAACAUCGCCGCUGGACUCAGAUAACUUGAGAUGGACGGCGGAGAAGAUAUGCGAGUGAAUGCUUCCCCCUACUGCUGGUCAGCCCGCGAAGGAGGCAAUAUAGCUGGCGGCCGCCUGGCUCGACGCAGCAAGAAAUCCCGAAGUCUGAGCACUUCCUCGGCCGGCAGCUCGUCUGAAUACAGGAGGACCCAGUCGCUACACGGCCCGAUCCCUGUGACUACAUUCGGCCCAAAGGCAUGCAUGCUCCAGAACCCACACGCAGUAAUGCACAUUCAGGACCCUGCCACCCAGAGACUGACAUGGAACACGCCCCCCAAGAGCGUCCUGGUCAUCAAGAAAAUCCGAGAUGCCAGCCUGUUUCAGCCUUUCAAGGAACUCUGCACAUUCCUCACUGAGGUCAAAAAGAUGAUUGUUUAUGUGGAAAAGAAAGUUCUGGAUGACCCAACCAUUUCUGGUGAUGAAAACUUUGGGACUAUGAAGAAGAAAUUCUGCACUUUCAGGGAAGAUCUGGAUGACAUCUCCAACCGUGUGGACUUCAUCAUCUGUCUCGGGGGUGAUGGAACUCUGCUGUACGCGUCUUCACUCUUCCAGGAGAGCGUUCCACCAGUGAUGGCCUUCCAUUUGGGCUCCUUGGGUUUCUUGACCCCUCUAAAAUUUGACACUUAUCAGUCUCUGGUCAGCCAAAUUAUUGACGGAAAUGCUGCUAUUGUGCUGCGCAGUCGCUUGAAAGUGCGAGUACACCGAGAGAGGGAGAAGGCCGUCAUUGUGACCAACGGAGAUGUGGAGAGCAGCCACAAAAGUGCCAACUAUCAGGUCCUGAACGAAGUGGUGGUGGACCGAGGGCCGUCCUCCUACCUCUCCAACGUCGACCUCUUCCUUGAUGGACACCUCAUCACCACAGUGCAGGGAGACGGUGUGAUCGUGUCCACACCCACUGGCAGCACCGCGUAUGCAGUGGCUGCAGGAGCCUCCAUGAUACAUCCAAACGUACCAGCGAUCAUGAUCACGCCCAUCUGCCCACACUCGCUCUCCUUCAGACCCAUCGUGGUGCCUGCUGGAGUGGAGCUGAAGAUAAUGCUGUCACACGAGGCCAGAAACACGGCCUGGGUGUCGUUCGACGGCAGACGGCGCCAGGAGAUCUGUCACGGAGACAGCAUCACCAUCACCACUUCCUGCUUCCCCGUUCCUUGCAUCUGCUUCCGCAACCCGGUCAACGACUGGUUCGAGAGCCUGGCUCAGUGUUUGCACUGGAACGUCCGGAAGAAGCAGAACUGCCUCAGCUCCGAGGACGACGACAUCAUCUGAUUUUUGGGGUUUGGGUUUUCUUUUACUUUCACUUUGCUCUCUCUCUCUCUCUCAGCUGUUCUGUUUUUAUUCAUAGCUCUCAAAGUGCAUUGGAAACUAUUGUCUCUGCGGUGAAACCAGCACCUUUUUUUACCAGCACGUCACUACGGGACGUCCUCAUGUGCGAGCGGCUAAAAACAGCAGGUUCACACACACACACACACACACACACACACGAUGACAUCAUUGUAACACUACAACUACCUGCUCAGUGAAAAAGGACUUUGCAAACUGUGCCUUACAUAAUUAAUUCCAACACUGGUAUGAUGAGGAAUGUAUGGAUCUAACGUGUCAACGUUUACAUCACCUUUAUUUUUCUACUUUCAUUCAUUCACAUUCGUGUAGUUUUAUCACGCAGCUGCGUUUUUAAUGACCAAUACCAACCAAUUUAUUUCUUUUUUUACACACGACUCCUCUGAAGCCAUAGCAAUACACGUGUGUGGCCUAACUUGACAUAUCUUGUUGCCAUGGCAACAUUCCGUUGCAUUUGGAAAUGAGCAAGAGGACCAACUAAGCUCUUAAAGUCAAAAAGUAUGUACUGUGUAUGUAUAUAUAUGUAUAAAUAUAGAUAUAUAAAGGUUUUAAUAAGAUGUAUUUUUCAAAUCUCUUAAUAUUGACCUGUUUACAGCAUUGGGGAAAAUAAAUCUUGUUUGCUACAUUUUUUUAAA